This is a messenger RNA of Labrus mixtus (cuckoo wrasse), 1539 nucleotides long. RefSeq names its product odd-skipped related transciption factor 2 (gene osr2). NCBI's taxonomy places the organism in Eukaryota, Metazoa, Chordata, Actinopteri, Labriformes, Labridae. Gene Ontology annotation, cellular component: nucleus. Bases 290 to 1219 code for a protein of 309 amino acids. Gene Ontology annotation, molecular function: RNA polymerase II transcription regulatory region sequence-specific DNA binding; DNA-binding transcription factor activity, RNA polymerase II-specific. Gene Ontology annotation, biological process: embryo development; urogenital system development; regulation of transcription by RNA polymerase II. The record is from RefSeq and is a predicted model, not a curated record. The transcript has 4 exons.
GUGCGCAUUACGCACACUUCCAGCCUUAGCUUCAGAAGGGACUCCCACGCUGCUGCUGUCUCCUCCGAACUUUUUCGCCUCCUUCCACAAACUUUUAACAACUUGUCACAUCUCUGCAAAGUACCGAGGGCAUCAGAGUUGACUGCAUGGCUACAUGAAAGUUUACUGGACGUGGAACUUGAAAAUCUUUGGUGGCGCUUUAUUGGAGCUUGUCGCUUCUAUAGUUACUGUGGAUUAUUGACAUACUUCAGGACUUUUGGCAACUAUUUUUGGGGAGGUCUGAGUCGAGAUGGGGAGCAAAGCUCUGCACGCCCCAAUCCCACUGCACCCGGCCCUCCAGCUGACAAACUACUCCUUCCUGCAGGCCGUUAACACUUUCCCCGCUGACCAGCUGCAGGGACUGUACGGCCUAAGCGCUGUACAAACCAUGCACAUGAACCACUGGACUCUUGGUUACCCGCACAUCCAAGGACUUAGGUCGACGAUCACCGAGAUGGCAGCCGCCCAGGGUCUGGUAGACCCCAGAAUUCCCUUCCCAGCGUUACCAUUCACGGCCGCAGCACAACUCUUCCACCCGAAACAACUUGGGCACGGCGUCCCCUCAUUGCACAAGGACAGGCCGAGAUUUGACUUCGCCAACCUGGCCCUCGCUGCCACCCAGGAGGACCCACCAAAAGCUGCGGACCUGUCGAAGUUGGCAUCAGGACUAGGAGGAACCAUCUCCGAGCUGAGCAAGCUGUCUCCGGAUAGGAAACCCACCCGCGGCAGGCUCCCAUCCAAGACCAAAAAGGAAUUUAUUUGCAAGUUCUGCGGCAGGCAUUUUACCAAGUCCUACAACCUCCUUAUCCACGAGAGGACCCACACAGACGAGAGGCCCUACACCUGUGAUAUUUGUCACAAGGCCUUCAGGAGGCAGGACCAUCUCAGAGACCACAGAUACAUCCAUUCCAAGGAGAAACCUUUCAAAUGUCAAGAAUGUGGGAAAGGAUUCUGUCAGUCUCGAACUCUAGCCGUCCAUAAAACCUUACAUAUGCAGGAGUCUCCCCACAAAUGCCCCACAUGCGGAAGAACCUUUAAUCAAAGAAGUAACCUGAAAACUCACCUUCUCACCCAUACAGACAUCAAGCCCUACAGCUGUGGCCGCUGCGGAAAGGUGUUUCGGCGCAACUGUGACUUGCGACGGCACAGUUUGACGCACAGCCCACAACAGGACUUCUAGGCUGGACAGACUAACAAAUAAACAAUGGUCAAAACGCAGGAAGACAAGUCAGCAAGCUUUUGUUCAGAGACAAUCCACAAACACCAGGACACGUUUACUGCGGCACAAUCGAGAGUGGGAUGUUUGCACCUCAAGUGGGAGAACAGCGGAGCUUUGGCCAUGUCCACCUUUCACACCACCCUUUAAAUACAAAGACUAUGUACAUAUGUGUUUUUUUUUAUUUUAUUUCCUGACAUGAAAUGAUAAAGUUGUCAAAGAACAAUCAUAAGUUUAAAGUGUGUCUAAAUGUAUUUCAAAAAUAAAUAUUUCCAUUAUGUAAA